Ustilaginoidea virens is the source of this 291-nucleotide messenger RNA. RefSeq lists its product as uncharacterized. The transcript is spliced from 2 exons. Lineage: Eukaryota; Fungi; Ascomycota; Sordariomycetes; Hypocreales; Clavicipitaceae. The coding region runs from base 1 to 291 and encodes 96 amino acids. The record is from RefSeq and is a predicted model, not a curated record.
AUGGGUCUAGUAUUCUCCUACCUUGCCUACUACCAGGUAGGACUCGGACUCGCCCCAGCCAACAGCCAACAGCCAACAGGACAAGGUUUCAUCCCAAUAAUUCCCAUUUCAUCUCUCGUGAUUGCCCUGAUCUAUUCGACCCCUUUGUCAGUGCCCCAGGGCGUCCCUACGCCGCAACCAAAACAUUAUGCUCGAUUGUGUCAAAAUCACAGCUCCAUCGACUGGUCAUGUGCGCCGGCAACUCAUUCUAGUCGAUGGGCUGUAAUUUGCAAAUCACACCUUGAAAGUUGA